This is a messenger RNA of Hevea brasiliensis (rubber tree), 2520 nucleotides long. RefSeq names its product putative E3 ubiquitin-protein ligase RING1a. Gene Ontology annotation, biological process: double-strand break repair. Gene Ontology annotation, cellular component: nucleus; site of double-strand break. Lineage: Eukaryota; Viridiplantae; Streptophyta; Magnoliopsida; Malpighiales; Euphorbiaceae. Gene Ontology annotation, molecular function: nucleosome binding; metal ion binding; ubiquitin-protein transferase activity. The transcript is spliced from 6 exons. The record is from RefSeq and is a predicted model, not a curated record. Bases 91 to 1308 code for a protein of 405 amino acids.
UCUUCAAGCUUUCUUACUCGAUCCGAGAGUUUCCCUUCCCUUUUUCCUCUUUCCAAACAGUAAUCCAGAAAGAGUCCCUCCGAAACAAAAAUGGUGAGCGAUGAACCGAAACAGAGUCCACCGGAACAAAGGCACCCAGACCCUGUUGAAAGUGCCCAAAACGUUGAGGGUUUGUUCAGUCCUAGAUUUAAAUCUUUGGCUGCCAUGGCUGGUUGGGACGAAGAGUCCAUCCUUAUUGCCAGCCUUAUUGUGGAAGACACUCCUGAUCGACAGUUUAAGUACAAGAAACGCUCUGAUUUGCAGUUCAAGACUCCACCUUCUGCCAGUUCAAGAAGAAAACGCAGGGCUCAGAGAAAGAGUCCCAUUUCGGUUUCUGUCCCCGUUAUUGGCCUUGAGGAAGAAGAAGAACCUGAAAAACAAGAGAAUCAGAAAGAGAAGACAGAAGCGGAACCAAAAAUUGAAGCGAAGGAAGAGCGUAAAACAGAAGGAGAUGAAUUGAAGAAAGAGAAUUCUGGUGUUUCUUGCUCGAAUUCUGUCUUUCCCUGCAUGGAUAAGCUCAGAGAAGAGCUUUCUUGUGCAAUUUGUUUGGAGAUUUGCUUUGAACCAAGUACCACUUCUUGUGGACACAGUUUCUGUAAGAAAUGCUUACGGUCUGCUGCUGAUAAAUGUGGGAAGAAAUGUCCAAAGUGCAGACAGCUAAUAAGCAAUGGAAGAUCUUGCACUGUGAACACAGUUCUUUGGAACACAAUACAACUUCUUUUUCCACAAGAAAUUGAAGCAAGGAAGGCAGCUGGGGCCUUGAAUAGUAGAGAAGCAGAACGCCAAACCCUGGAAACAAGAAUCAACACUGAUGUAAGGAGCUCAAGCAUUCGGCCUUCCAGGACGUCAGUUUCCAGAAGAGAUGUAACUGCAAGGAGAAGAGACGAACUGAACCAAGAUGAAGAUUCUGCGUUGGCUCAAAGAUUGCAAAGAGAAGAUCUUACACGAUUAUUGAGCAGAGAUACAAGUGGAAGGAACAGAAGAGGGGGGAUACUGAGCCAAGAUGAGGAUGCUGAAUCGGCACAAAGCUUGCCAAGAGAAGAUCUUGGGCGGCUAUUGAGAAGAGAUGCAAGUGGAAGAAGAAGAAGAGGGACACCUAGCCAAGAUGAGGAUGCUGCACUAGCUCUAAGGCUGCAGAGGGAGGAGUUCAUGGAGGCCUUUGGAGGAACCCAUGCGCAAUCAGCAAGCUCUCUUUCCUUGGCUAGAGCAAACUUGAGAGCUAUGGCAUCAAGAGCUAUCAACAUUCGUAUGAGAAGCCGGCCUACAUAGUCAGUUAUAUUGUUAGUUAAACCUGGGUGAACAUAGCUUUCCCACAAUCCAAAUGUUGGUUUCUACUUUCUACUAGUAGUUUCUAUUUGAUGUAUUCUUGCACCAAUCUUUGGAAUCAGGUUCACCAUUGUCGUAUUCUUGUACCAAUCUUUGGAAUCAGAUUCACCAUUGUCCGUUGAGAGGACACCACCAAGCAGGACUUGAUGAAAUUCACGCUUCAUUAAGUUGGUAACACCCAGCAUGAGUUGUCUGCAAGGUGCAACCAAAAGACUGGAGCUGGGAUUAAGUUUUCAAAAGUUAGCAUUUGAUUAGUUUAUGAUUGAGAAAGGUCAAUUCUUAUAUCAGAAAUAUCUAACCAUGUGCAAGCAAAUUUUUUUUUUAAGGACCGUUUCUCUCUCUAUCAGGGGGCAGUUGUUUUGAUGUUUGGUUUUAUUGCUGCUUCUAUUACUAGAUCUUGAUCUUAGGUUUUUACAUCAAUGCCUAACAGCACCUUGGCUCCUCAGAGCUUAAUCAAUUAUUGUCCAUCAGACUAAAAAAUUUUAGUCUUUAACUUACCUGAAAAUAAACAACUAGUGAAUCCAACUGCAGAGAGGAUUAUGCAGAGACUCCAUAAAGAAAUUUCACAGUAAAACUACCCUAGAUAUAACCAUUACUACAAUCAUAACAUCUCAGUCUCAUCUGCUACAAAGCUACCUUCAGUUUUUAGGAGGAGCCUUAAUAAAUUUAGUCUGUUAAGUACUCUUACAAGUUACAAGUUAUUAGAUAUGACAAGCAGAAGACUAUUCAUUCACCUGGCCUCAAUUUUCAUGAUUUAUACAAUGGCACUGCCAGCUAUAUGUGAAGGGGCAGUGCCUGACCCAGCUCCAUCUCCUCACCACGUUCACUCUCUGGCGCCAGCCCCGUCUCAUACCAGAGGUACUAUUGCUGCUGGUGGUGACUGCUCUCCUCAUAUGUUUGCUACAACAUUAUUUGCUUCCUUAUCCUUCUUGUUGCCAUUUUAUCUCUCAAUCUUUUACUAGUCAUGGAGGAAAUAUGAUUACCUGUAUGUUCUGAUGUUUUGUGUAUACGUAAAAUAAAGGAAUGAGAUUUAAUCAAACAGCUCCAUGGGCUGGUGGUUGAGGCUGAAUUCCUCUGUUGGUACGGUGUCGGUUUUUCUCUAUUUUGUGAUUGUCUUAGAAUUAUUGUAAUAUAUGUUAUUUGUUUGCUAGAAAA